Chaetomium strumarium is the source of this 1764-nucleotide messenger RNA. Its product is annotated as Elongator complex protein 4. Lineage: Eukaryota; Fungi; Ascomycota; Sordariomycetes; Sordariales; Chaetomiaceae. Bases 129 to 1322 code for a protein of 397 amino acids. Gene Ontology annotation, biological process: tRNA wobble uridine modification. The record is from RefSeq and is a predicted model, not a curated record. Gene Ontology annotation, cellular component: transcription elongation factor complex; elongator holoenzyme complex; cytoplasm. The transcript has a single exon.
ACAGGGAUGUGCUGCGCGGCCGGUCACGGCUGCAUGUGGUGCCACCGAUAAGGAGCUUUUGUGCCUUAUCACACCCCUCCAACCCCUCCAAAAGGCUGAAGAGCGAACCUCUUUCACACUGGACGGCCAUGUCAUUCGUGAAGAGAAAUACCGUGCUCUCAGCACGGCAAGGGCGGCCGCCCCCUCAGGCGAACCCGACGGCGGAGAAACCGCAGCUUCAAGUUGCGCCAGGAAUCAGACCGUCGCCUUUGGAUGGCAGGCCCACCACAUCGACGGGGACGUCAUCACUCGACCAACUCCUCGCCGGACAUGGCGGGCUACCAUUAGGCUCAUGUCUGUUGAUCGAAGAACAGGGCACCACCGAUUUUGCCGGUGUUCUUCUACGAUACUAUGCCGCUCAGGGAUUGGUACAAGGACACCACGUGCACGUUGUCGGCUUUCCCCCAGAAUGGAGGCACCAACUUCCUGGUGUGGCGACUCUGGAUGGCAAGACCAAGGCUACUCAGCCAGCACCGGCCCCCGAGGAGAAGAUGAAGAUCGCUUGGAGAUAUGAGGCGCUGGGACAAGCAGCUGGACCAGGAGCGGCUACCCGAGGAGACGCAGGCCAGGGGACAUUCUGCCACUCGUUCGACCUCACCAAGCGCCUGUCGCCAAGCUCAUGUAAAGGGACGCUGCAUCCCACCCCCAGCACAUGCCCACCACUUCUCGACCAAGGCAUCCACGCCGCCCCAGUGUCUCCCUUUAAGACAAUCAUCAAACAUCUACACGCCAAACUCUCAAGUUCCCCGCCAGCAGACAUUCAUCGGGUCGUUGUCCCCGGCCUCCUCCUUCCAGCGCUCUACCCCCCACAAUGCGCCCAGCCAUCCGAAGUCCUCCAGUUCCUCCACGGCCUACGAUCUCUACUCCGACAGUACUCCACACAACUCACAGCAAUCAUCACGCUGCCGAACUCCCUCUUCCCACGAUCUUCUGGCUUGGUCCGAUGGAUGGAACUUCUCUGCGACGGCGUCAUCGAGUUAAUCCCGCUUCCGGCGAAUCCCAGCGCUCCACCUCCUUGCCCUGCUUCGUCGGCAUCCGGAUCCAGCGCUUCCGAGAAGGGUGACCAAGCCCAGGGUCUUCUCAAGGUCCAUACACUGCCUGUGUAUCACGAGAAGGGCGGCGGCAGUGACGCUGGGGCGAACUCGUUCCGAGAGACGCUGUCGUUUAGUUUGAGUGCGUCGCGGGGCUUGGUGAUCAAGCCCUAUAGUCUGCCACCGUUGGAGGGGGAUGGAGAAGAGGAGACGAAGAAGGGUGGUGGGGAGAAAGGGGGGAUUGAUUUCUGAAUGGGUUGUCGGCUUGAACCCCGGCGUGAACCGAACUUCUGACCAUCAUACAGCCAGACGUCAUGGGGCUUGGCUACCUACUAUGGAAUGUAAGCUCUGGGGAUGCGCCUUCUAUGGGUGGAAAUAAGGCCGCUACUAGAUGGUUGGGGCACAACAACUUGUGGAAUAGAGGUUGUUCCUGGCCGUCGAACCCUCGGAGCUUGGUUUGGUGGCACGAACAUAUCAGAGAAGUGACGGGAUCUCACGAUCACGACACAAAUCUUGGACGCCUCGCCCCCAUGACCUGAAACUUCUGUAAAAGGAGGGUGAUGCUCCACGAAUGUAUCCCGGAGUAAUAACCCUUGUAGUUGUAAGAUUACGGUAUUGGCGCGUAACAAUUGAACAGACCCACAACAAACCGUAUGUGGGGCACGAACUGGACCUGACCCAGCAAUAAAUUUUC